UAUGUGGCUGUGUUGUUUACUUUGUGAAAUAGUGUUUUGAUUAUUUAUUAGUUAUAACUUUGUAAGCUGCAUCCUAGCUGCAUUGUGGGACAAACUGAUAUUGUAGUGCAUUUUAUGAAGGUAGGAAAGUAUACAGCCCAUGGGGUACAAAUAAGAGGGAGGUAGCAUCAGUGCCUGACACCGGAUGAUAAGAACACCACAGCCGUGCAGCGGCUCACAGUUCACCAAGGCCAACGCAACACGACAACAACAACAAGAUGGCGAGCACAGGUUAUCAGCAAAUGCCAACAGACCAACCAGUAACCGACCAGUCCACACCUGGGGUUGUAAGUCCCGGCUAUAACCCGGCUUAUCAAAAUGUACCCAACAGAAGUGGUGCAGUGAUCACUUCACCCCAGCAGAUGGGAAUGCAAAUGUUUUACCCAAUGUCGGGUGGCCCUACAGUUGUGGUGACUCAACCCGUGGUGACGGUACCCGAGCCUCAGACUCAGUGUGCUCUCGUCAUGUCCGUGCUCAGCUCCAUCUUCUGUUGUUUCGUGUGCGGCAUCACGGGUAUUCUUGUGUCCUGGAGGGCUCGCAUGUAUGUGCUGGACAGUAAGUUCGAGCACGCCCGCCACUCUGUCUCCAUCGUCUGGAUCCUCCUCGCCUUCACCAUCUUCUUCGGCAUCAUCACCUGGGCCAUGGUCGGGGUCUUUAUUGCUUUUGGAACCAGAUCCUUAUUCGGCACUUACUACUGCACCGAAAAUGGAUGCUACUACAGAUACUAGCCUUGUCUUCGCCACAGAGGGACGAGAGAGAGUGAGGUUGUAGCUAUCAUCUAGAUAAUCACAUCGCUGCCUGUUCUUGCCACCUUCACAGACAUGUUACAGUUCAAGUGACAAUUUACUUAGUCACAUUUCACUGUACAUGACAUGUUACAUUAACAAGAUAUGUCACAAGAUUUAACUUAGUAUAUAAACAUUUCCAUAUGUAAUACACUAACUACACUAUGUCACAUUAACCUUUUUUGUAUUUUUAUCCCGGUGUCAACAACAUGAGUGUGCUUAAUGCAUUUCACAAAAUUUAUAUUAUGUUGUUAAUAUACUUAACUAGUUCUAUCAUUACUUUGUUGUUCCUAAAUAAAGUUUCUUAAUCUUAAAA
This is a messenger RNA of Pomacea canaliculata, 1140 nucleotides long. RefSeq lists its product as uncharacterized. The record is from RefSeq and is a predicted model, not a curated record. The transcript has 4 exons. Lineage: Eukaryota; Metazoa; Mollusca; Gastropoda; Architaenioglossa; Ampullariidae. The coding region runs from base 258 to 767 and encodes 169 amino acids.